CCGGUCCCGGGCAGCCGCUCAGCCCCCUGCCCCCGCCGCCUGCUGGGCUGGGCCGAGGAUGCAGCGCAGCGCCUCGGUGGCCAGGCUCGCUCCGCUCCAGCGUGCUUGCUAACUUCCCCAGCUCCUUCCCUGCCUGCCGGGACCGCCCCGUGUCCCCGCGCCCUCCGGGUCUGGUCCUCGAAGCGCACUGGGCGCUGCCUCCGGGUCCCUUGUAGCCCUCUCGCGAGCUCGCGCUCCCCUUCUGUGCCCCAUCUUCGUUCUCACCAUGCUGCCCUUCGGCCUCGUGGCCGUCCUGCUGCUGGCCGCAGGGCCUCGGCCGAGCCUGGGCGACGAAGCUAUCCACUGCCCCCCCUGCUCCGAGGAGAAGCUGGCGCGCUGCCGCCCCCCUGUGGGUUGCGAGGAGCUGGUGCGGGAGCCUGGCUGCGGUUGUUGCGCCACUUGUGCCCUGGGCUUGGGGAUGCCCUGCGGGGUGUACACCCCACGCUGUGGCUCUGGCAUGCGCUGCUACCCUCCCCGGGGAGUGGAAAAGCCUCUACGCACGCUGAUGCACGGGCAGGGCGUGUGCACGGAGCUGUCGGAGAUCGAGGCCAUCCAGGAAAGCCUGCAGUCCUCUGACAAAGAUGAGAGCGACCAUCCCAACAACAGCUUCAACCCCUGCAGUGCUCAUGAUCAUAGGUGCCUGCAGAAGCACAUGGCCAAAAUGCGAGAUCGGAGCAAGAUGAAGGUCGUGGGGACACCUCGGGAGGAACCCCGUCCUGUGCCCCAGGGUUCCUGCCAGAGCGAGUUGCACCGGGCCCUGGAGCGGCUGGCUGCCUCUCAGAGCCGUACCCACGAAGACCUCUUCAUCAUUCCCAUUCCCAACUGUGACCGCAAUGGCAACUUCCACCCCAAACAGUGUCACCCCGCCCUGGAUGGACAGCGUGGCAAGUGCUGGUGUGUGGAUCGGAAGACGGGGGUGAAGCUUCCAGGGGGCUUGGAACCCAAGGGGGAGCUGGACUGCCACCAACUGGCUGACAGCUUCCAAGAGUGAGGCCUGCCAGCAGGUGGGGCCCUCAGUGCUCCCUACUAGGCCCCUGUGCUCUGGGGGCUGUAGAGUUGACUUGGCAUGGAGUUUUGGUUUGAGUCCUGGCUCUCUGCCUCUGGCCCUGCCCAAAGUUUCCCUUGAUGUAUGUGUGUGGGAGUGUGUGUGUGUGUGUGUGUGUGUGUGUGUGUGUGUUUAUGGGCACAAGUGUGGCCCAUGGGGUAAGCCUGAGUACCCACUGUGGGCUUAGAUAAGCAAGCCCAAGAGGUCUGAGUGUAGCAACAGGAAGCCCCAGUAUGUUUUCAAAUCAGUCUUGAAUUCGUUCACUCAUUCAUUCAGCCAUCUGAAAACAUGUAUUGACAACAUACUACAUGCCAGCUUUAGUUUUCAGCCCUGGGAGGCCUCAUUCUCAUUUCCUCUGAUUGUGGCAUGCAAGGUAUUCCUGUAAGGUCACCAGAGGCUUGUAGCAGAGAAACCUCAUUCUCGGAGUCAGAGAGAAAGAAAGUUGUGAACAUGGACCAUUCUCCCUCUCCUCCACCUAGUCAGUGUGGGUCCGUGUGGAGUAGAAGAGAGCUUAAGGCUCAUGAGACCUACCCCGCUCUCAAGCUAAGCUUUGUCGGGGUCCCCUAUUCUCAUUCCUUAAAUCCUUGGGGGAGGAAGAGAUUGAGGGAUGGGGCCCAUCUUUGGGGUGGGUAUGGGGUCACCUUGCAGAUGGAGCUCUGCUGUGGGAGAGGAACGGUGUCAGAAGACCUGAAGAAUGGGGGUAGGGAGUCAGGCAAGAAGAAAGGAUGCAGGAUUGGGUUGUGUGUGUCUGAUGGAGAGGAGGACCUAAUGAGGUCCUGUUCUGGCUCCUAAUUGUGGUUGCUGGUCAUGAUGUCACCAGGAUGACCCUAUCUUUCCAGCUGCCCACUGCCUGUGACUCUGCCUCCCUCCCCAUAUUCCCCUCCCCUCACACCUCCUGUCCCACCCACUCUACCCUCCUGGGCAUUUUCUGGCUUGCCUGGAUAGAUUUAGAGACCUGCUUGUUGGCUGUGAUGUCUUUUCAUUCAUUUUUUUUUCUCUCUCUUUUUUUUAAAAAACAAAACAAUAAAACCAAAAAGUGUCCAGAUAA
Phodopus roborovskii (desert hamster) is the source of this 2132-nucleotide messenger RNA. It is a transcript of the gene Igfbp4, whose product is annotated as insulin like growth factor binding protein 4. NCBI's taxonomy places the organism in Eukaryota, Metazoa, Chordata, Mammalia, Rodentia, Cricetidae. The record is from RefSeq and is a predicted model, not a curated record. The transcript is spliced from 4 exons. The coding region runs from base 266 to 1030 and encodes 254 amino acids. Gene Ontology annotation, biological process: regulation of insulin-like growth factor receptor signaling pathway. Gene Ontology annotation, cellular component: extracellular region. Gene Ontology annotation, molecular function: insulin-like growth factor II binding; insulin-like growth factor I binding.